Hansenula ciferrii is the source of this 387-nucleotide messenger RNA. RefSeq lists its product as uncharacterized. The transcript is spliced from 2 exons. The coding region runs from base 1 to 387 and encodes 128 amino acids. The record is from RefSeq and is a predicted model, not a curated record. NCBI's taxonomy places the organism in Eukaryota, Fungi, Ascomycota, Saccharomycetes, Phaffomycetales, Wickerhamomycetaceae.
AUGUUAAAAUUCAAUGGAUUCAUUUCGUUUUUGGUAUUGAUACACUAUUUGAUAGAAUUUCAGCUGCUCUUAGUUAAAAAUCUAUUAAUAAUCUUGAAUGAUAACCCAUCAGAUCCAACCCUGGAUGAAGCUGCAUUAAAUCAAAUUUCAAUAUGUUCUGGAGUUUUGAUGAUCAAUAGAAAGCCAACUUUGACUGAAGAAUCUGAACUUAUAUUUUCUCAAGCAAAUCGUUUAACUGGAACUUUGAUGAUUCAAUUUUUAGGAUCCACAAUUGAGAAGGUCAAUCUAGUUAUUGAUUGUGUAUCAAGAUCUGAUAAAGAAGCUGAAGAUUUAGAACAUGUGGUUGAAGAUAUGAUUAAUGGUGGUUUUAAAUGUAUUUUAUGUUAG